UCUUGCCGGCGCUGUGUAUAAACGCAGCGCAGCUCGGAGGAACGCUUCAUAUUCUCUGUGAAGAAAGAAAGAAAGAAAGAAAGCUGAACCAUGGCCAGAACCAAGCAGACGGCUCGUAAGUCCACCGGAGGAAAAGCUCCCAGGAAGCAGCUGGCCACCAAGGCUGCCCGUAAGAGCGCCCCGGCCACCGGCGGCGUCAAGAAGCCUCACCGUUACCGGCCCGGCACCGUGGCUCUGAGGGAGAUCCGCCGCUACCAGAAAUCCACGGAGCUGCUGAUCCGUAAGCUGCCCUUCCAGCGCCUCGUCAGAGAGAUCGCUCAGGACUUCAAGACCGACCUGCGCUUCCAGAGCUCGGCCGUCAUGGCUCUGCAGGAGUCCAGCGAGGCUUACCUGGUCGGCCUGUUCGAGGACACCAACCUGUGCGCCAUCCACGCCAAGAGGGUCACCAUCAUGCCCAAAGACAUCCAGCUGGCCCGCCGCAUCCGUGGAGAGAGAGCUUAGAUUCAGUCUAACUGAACCCACAACCAACGGCUCUUUUAAGAGCCACUAAGUCUCUAAACGGCUCUCAUCCUGCUCAAUACUAUUAAGUCAAUUAACCUCAUCUAUUCUAUUAAAGUCAUACUACACCUAUAAGUAAAAUACGAACUGGGUUGUUUCAAGGGAAUGCCAUCACAUAUCUACAUAUAGAUCUAUUUUGCAUUGACAAUAUUACAAAUAUCAAAGUGUCUUUGAGUAUCAACAGUUUAGAGUAAUUGCUGCUGAUUUGAACAGUAAGUUCUCUGGUGUUACUGGUAGUAAACAAUAUAACUCAUUCAUUCCUUCAGUUUGUGACUCUUGAGUUGAUUUAAUCAGUGAAUUUUGUGUUUCUCUUCCUUUGUUUUCAUCUUUGUCAGCUGUUGAUUUUGAAUGUGUCUAUCUAGUCUGCCUACAAAAUGGAAUUUUACAGUCGUUUUGGGGUCUAAAUAUAUCAAUGUAUUUAGCAAGCAUCUAAUAAACACUC
Acanthochromis polyacanthus (spiny chromis) is the source of this 1000-nucleotide messenger RNA. Its product is annotated as histone H3-like. Gene Ontology annotation, cellular component: nucleosome. The transcript has a single exon. NCBI's taxonomy places the organism in Eukaryota, Metazoa, Chordata, Actinopteri, Pomacentridae. Bases 91 to 501 code for a protein of 136 amino acids. The record is from RefSeq and is a predicted model, not a curated record. Gene Ontology annotation, molecular function: protein heterodimerization activity; structural constituent of chromatin; DNA binding.